AUGCCCACAUCUUUUUCUCUUAUUUCAGUUGUAUCUUCUGCUGGCACCAUCUUCGUGGACAGCGAGCGACCAAUCAUAUUCCGGAACAGUGAGCGUAGCUUCGGACAUCGGAUCAUACAGCUCGGAAAAUGGAUGAUCGUCAGCGCCCCCUGCUAUCCAGAGGCCACAAAUAAAACUGGCCGGUUGUAUCGCUGUGAUCCACGAACCACAAGCUGCUCUCCAAUCCCCAUUACUGGGUCUCCAGAAGAUCACAACAUGUCUCUUGGGCUGUCUCUGACCGUUCAGGAGAAGACACUUCAGGUGCUGGCUUGUGGGCCGACCCUGCAGAGAACCUGUGGACAGAACAUGUAUGUGAACGGUCGCUGUUACCUGAUGGAUGAGCAGCUGCAGGUGCAAAGCAUUCUGCCCUCAUCACUCCCAGAAUGUUCACUCCGUGGCCUGGACAUAGCCUUUCUUAUUGAUGGCUCCGGUAGCAUUGCUCCCUCUGAUUUCCAGAUAAUGUUGGACUUUGUGGCCACGGUUAUGACAGACUUUAGAGCCAGUAAUGCUCAGUUUGCUCUCAUGCAAUAUUCUAGUAAAUAUAAAACACACUUUAACUUUAUGGACUUUUCAAAAAUAAGAGAUCCAAUAUCACUGACAGGAGGCAUAAUGCAGCAAAAUGGAACAUCGACCCGGACCUGCACAGCCAUCGUGCACGCCGUUAAAGAACUCUUCAAUACAAGCAAAGGCGCCCGUGACAAUGUGGAGAAACUCCUGAUUAUUAUAACGGAUGGAGAGUCACGUAUGGAUGGCACCCCAUCAGCAGUCUCCACCCAGGAGGCCAACAGGAUCGGGGUGCGGCGCUUUGCUAUUGGGGUGGGUGACACCUUCUCCAGUCCUCACGCCCAGAAUGAACUGAAGGCAAUCGCCUCCCCAGAGCCUGGGGAUCAUGUUUUCAAUGUUACGAAUUUCACUGCAUUAAAACGUCUAAGUAAGACCCUAGAGGACAAAAUCUUUACCAUUGAAGGUAUUCAGACUCUGAGUGGAGAUAAGUUUCAGAUGGAGGUUUCUCAGGAAGGCUUCAGUUCCCUUUUGACUCCAGGUGGAGCAAUCCUAGGAGUGGUUGGUGCUUAUAACUGGGCAGGAGGGGCAUAUAGCUACCAGACUGGGCAGGAGAAGCCAACCUGGAUGAAUGCCCCACAGGAUGGGACUGACAUGACAGACUCCUACAUGGGUUAUGCCAUGCAGCUUGUGAAUCCGGAUUUAAUAGCCAUUGGAGCACCAAGGUUCCAGAAUGUGGGGAGGGUCCUGAUCUAUAGAAGAAACCCAAACCUUGUCCUCUGGAAUCAAGUGGCUGCAGUCACAGGAGGGCAGAUUGCGGCCUAUUUUGGUUCUGUUCUGAGUUCGCUCCAUGUAAAUUCUUCUUAUUCUCUUCUUCUGGUUGGGGCUCCGACACAUUUUUCUGCUGAUUCUCCCAAUGGUCUUGUAUUCUUGUGCCCCAUCACAAAGGUAAUGGAUUCUCAUAUCUCAAACUACACAAAUGUCACCUUUACCUGUCCAUGGACUCUUCAGGGUGACAGCAGCCAGACAGUGGGUCAGUUUGGUUCUGCUAUCUCCGUCCUUCCAGACCUUACUGGGGAUGAGCUUUGUGACCUGGCAGUGGGUGCUCCCUGUGAGGAUAACCAUCAGGGCGCUGUAUACAUCUUUUCGGGCAAGGAUGGGGGUUUUAAAACACGCUAUAUACAGCGCAUUCCCGGUUGGUACGUCAGCAGGAAGUUGAUGUACUUUGGAAGAUCAUUGACUGGAAAUUUCGACAUGACAGGAGACAAUCUCCCAGACGUGGCUGUGGGAGGUGAAGGUGAAGUCCUCAUCCUCAGAUCUCGUCCUGUCCUGGGAGUCUCAGUUUCUAUAACGUUUGAUCCUAGUGAGAUCUCCCGUGCGCUCUAUGAAUGCGCCGACCAGCAUAGUCAAGGACCAGUCUCCACAAUCACCGUCUGCUUUACUGUCCACAUAAGAAGUAAAGACGUUUCUGGUGUGAACUUUGGGCAGCUGACAUACAAAAUGCUCCUGGAUGCCAGGCGUGCCAACACACGAGCCCUCUUUUCUGGUGCUGGCAGAUCCAUUGAGAAGACGUUGACUCUACAUGAAGGAGACCAUUGCCAGAGUCACUCCAUUGACCUUCCUGACUGUGUGGAGGACUCUCUGACUCCUCUCCAAGCUGCUCUGAAUUAUUCCUUGAUAGGAAAUUCAGUCCUCAGUGAGGAUUCACCAACCAGAAGGACGAGAGAGGUUCCAUUCGAGAAAAACUGUGGAGGAGAUGGCGAAUGUCAGGACGAUCUGCGAGUGAAUGUGACGUUCAGCAAUCUCACGUGGCUGGUGGUGGGGUUAUCUCUGGAUGUCAAUCUAACAGUCUCUGUGAAGAACCUGGGGGACGACUCCUACAACACUCGUGUUCUUCUUCCUUUCCCCUCUGACUUGUCUUAUCGUAGGGUCUCUCUCAUUGAGAGCAACAAGCGAGUUACCGUCACAUGCUCAACACUCGAGAGCCAGAGAGUGGUGGACUGUGGAAUUAACAGACCCCUGCUUAGAUCGAACACUACAGUCGUCUUUCUGGUCAGCUUCCAUGUAGCAUCAAUGGCAGAACUGAAGGACAUGUUGACUAUGACAGCUAAUGUGAGCAGUGAUAAUGGAGGCGCUUUCAGUCAGGAAAUGACAUCCUCAUCUGGAGUGAGAGUCCUGUAUUCCAUCUAUGUGACCAUCAGCAGCCUUGAAGAAACCAGCAAAUACCAGAACUAUUCUUCCUCAGACAACAGCAUCAGACACGUGUACAAGGUUAUCAAUCUGAGCCAGAGAAGGCUGCCCCUCUCUAUCAUCUUCCUGGUCCCCCUUCGCCUGGGGAAUGCUUCCGUGUGGGAAAAGCCAAACAUCAGCAGCUCCCAGCCAAAACUUUCCACAUGUGCCAAGAUAGAGGAACCAUCAGGAGCCGAGAACAUCCAAGAAAAGAUUAAAAUAAAUCCAGUUCUAAACUGCUCGGUUGGGUCGUGUCUCAGAGUGACCUGCGACAUCAGGAAUCUGGAAGAUGGAACAUCGAUGAUCUUCACCAUUAGUGGGACUGUGACCACAGACUGGAGUAGACAGACAGAAGUGAAGAGGAUUUCCCUGCAGACUUCGGCAGAGAUCAUCUAUGACCGUCAGAGAUUCCAGCACCUUCUUCAGCAGGAGCAGCUCUUCACCCGAGCUCAGGCGGUGACUGUGCUGAAGCUCCGCCCCUCGUACAACUACUACCCCCUGAUCAUCGGGAGCAGCCUGGGCGGACUGGCACUACUGGGGGUCAUCACCGCCGGGCUUCACAGGCUCGGAUUCUUCAAGCGUCAGUACAGAGAGAUGCUGGAAUGUUCAGGAGACGAGUGCACGGUGAUGUCACAGGAGAAGGCGGAGACAGCAGUAGAUGACACGUAGGAGGCGGAGCCGCAGAGGACAACACGGAAGAGGUGGAGCCAGCAGACAGCACGUAGAAGGCGGAGCCGCAGAGGAUGACACACAAUGACAUCACAUACAAAAAUCUAAUUUAUUAUUAUUAUCUGCAAAUUAUCUGGGUGCAAAAAUAAGCAAAAUAUUCCUGUAAAUAGAAAUAUACAGAGUCAGGCAGGAGCAGCGUCUGAUUGGUCAAUGGAAAGCCAAGGGAAUGCUGGGAAAUAUAAACACUGCCGACCGCAAUACAUGACCCCUGAACUACAGUGUGAGACCACCGGGCCCCACACUACAACCCCCAUCACCCGCGGUACCACACCGCAACCCCCAUCAUCCACGGUACCACACUGUAACCUCCAUCACCCGCGGUACCACACUGUAACCCCCAUCACCCCCGGUACCACACUGUAACCCCC
Hyla sarda is the source of this 3866-nucleotide messenger RNA. Its product is annotated as integrin alpha-M-like. Gene Ontology annotation, cellular component: integrin complex; external side of plasma membrane. Gene Ontology annotation, molecular function: integrin binding. NCBI's taxonomy places the organism in Eukaryota, Metazoa, Chordata, Amphibia, Anura, Hylidae. Gene Ontology annotation, biological process: cell adhesion mediated by integrin; cell-cell adhesion; integrin-mediated signaling pathway. The record is from RefSeq and is a predicted model, not a curated record. The coding region runs from base 1 to 3438 and encodes 1145 amino acids. The transcript has 29 exons.